AUUUUGGUAAAUUUUCAAUCGCAGGUGUGCGUGCUCCAAGAAUUUUCCCAACAGUUCAACAAUGGAGGCAUGCUGUACUGCAACACCCCAAACGUUCUUCCGUUUCAACCCCGCUCAAAUUCCCGCUUCACCUUCCUCUGUUUUUCUUAAACCCUCAAGGAAUAUCCAGCACCAAUCCCCAUUACUAGCUGCACGUGCGUCUUCCCGCCAAUUCCUUCAUCCCCGACCCGAUUGCCGGAAAACAAUUUCGACCCGGUUCGCAGCAUCCGCAGCCCCCACCACCGCCGAUAGCGCCGCCAUUGAUAAACUCCCUGCUGACAUUCAAGUUACAGAAACACCAGAGCCCAAUUCAAGAGUGAGGUUGAGUGUGGAGGUUCCUGCAUUAGUAUGCGAUGAUUGCUACAAAAGAGUCAUCAGCGAGUUCAUGAAGCAAGCCAAGGUACCUGGAUUUCGUCCCGGGAAGAAUGUUCCAGAGAAUAUUCUUAUUAGUUACGUUGGGAAAGAUGCUGUUAAGAAAGCCACAAUCGAAUCUAUCUUGAAGAGAACACUUCCUCAUGCCAUGUCAUCAGUAAGCGGGAGAGCUUUAGAAGAUUCGGUCCGUAUUUCAACUAAGUUUCCGGAAAUGGAGAGCACUUAUUCUUCUAUGAAAUCUUUGAGAUACGAUGUGAUUGUUGAUGUGGCACCUGAAGUGAAAUGGAAUCCUGAAGGCGGAUACAAGAAUUUGAAAAUUGUUGUCGAAAUUGAUAAAGAAAUUGACGCUCAAACAGCAGCUGAGCAUGAACUAAGGCGUCGUCACAAGGCACUUGGUGCACUUAGAAUUGUGACUGAAAGAGGACUUGAGGUAGGAGAUGUUGCAAUUCUUGAUAUAUCGGCUACGACGAUUGAGCAAGAUGAAUCGGCUGCUCAAGCCAUUCCUUCUGCUGAGAGUAAAGGGUUUCAGUUUGACACAGAAGAUGGGGAUAAAGUCCUACCAGAUUUUCUGAACUCGAUAACUGGAAUAAAACGUGGUGAAAGUAAGUCAUUUCCAUACGUAUUUCCCGAUUCAUGGGAACAAGAAAAUCUUCGUGGACUCCGUGCUCAAUUUACCGUUGAUUGCAAGGAACUUUUCUACAGAGAUCUACCUGAACUGAACGAUUCGAUCGCUGAUAAGAUUCUCUCUGGAUGCUCCACCAUUGAGCAGGUUAAGGAAAUAUUGCUUGAAAAGUUUCUCGAAGUGGAGCAAACUGCCAAAGAUCAAGCUACGGAUAAUGCUAUUCUAGACCAGCUACACAGAAUGGUUGAAGUUGGUAUUCCACCAUCUUUGUUCGAGGAACAAGGCAGGCAGCUUUAUGGAGCACAACUCCUUCAAAUUCAGGCAAACACGAAACUAAGCGAACAACAAUUGGCGUAUUUAUCUAGCCCCAAGGCAGUAAACGAGUUCCUGCAAAACCAAAGAGAGAAUAUAACGAGUAUUAUAAAGCAAAAUCUAGCUGUCGGCGACAUAUACAAACGCGAGAAUCUUCAGGUAUUAACAGAUGAGGUUGUGAAGGAGGUUGAAAAUUCGAUUACCGAAUUUAAACGCCACGACCAAGAAUACGACGAGGAGCGGGUCAAAGGACAGGUACAAGAGGUACUCGAGGGAUCAAAAGUGCUCGAAUGGCUUAAAGAACAUGCAGCGAUUCAGUACAUUACCAAGUAAGAGGUAAGAGAUCCAAUAUUAAGAAGAUCCGACGGCUGCUUUAAGUCAUAUCCAAUCGUGUGAAGCGAAAAUUCUUUCUUUGCCAUUUGCUUGAAUCGAGCAAUUAGAGUUCGGUAUAUUUUGCUACUGCGGAAGGAAGAGAGAUUGAAAAAGGCAUUAGUUUUUGUAGCUUUGUAGAACUCGGAAUCGAGAUUUUGAAAUAAAUUAAUUACAAUUUGCAUUUA
This is a messenger RNA of Erythranthe guttata (spotted monkey flower), 1902 nucleotides long. RefSeq names its product trigger factor type chaperone family protein. Lineage: Eukaryota; Viridiplantae; Streptophyta; Magnoliopsida; Lamiales; Phrymaceae. Gene Ontology annotation, biological process: protein transport; 'de novo' cotranslational protein folding; protein unfolding. The record is from RefSeq and is a predicted model, not a curated record. Gene Ontology annotation, molecular function: peptidyl-prolyl cis-trans isomerase activity; protein folding chaperone; ribosome binding.